Phaedon cochleariae (mustard beetle) is the source of this 1212-nucleotide messenger RNA. The record is from the annotation of a GenBank genome assembly. Lineage: Eukaryota; Metazoa; Arthropoda; Insecta; Coleoptera; Chrysomelidae.
AUGGCCUUAGCAGGACAUAGUAGUUUGGUUUCUGGUGUUGUUUUGUUUCUUUUUGCGUUCGUGUAUGAGGUGAUGUCAGACAGCAACUGCAAUGUAGACGUGGACAAAAUCCUGGAAACCCUCUUGGACCCAUCGACAGAUCCCUCUAUCCAGAUCAAAGCCUUGCGCUCCAGCCUGGUGAGGAAGCUGCAGGAGGCCCUUGACAAGCUGGAAGAGGAGAACGAGGAGAGGCAGCGCAUCCUGGCGACGCUUUCCAGAUGGAACAACCUGCCGGAGAGCAAAAGGAACCUGGAAUCGCUCGCCAGGGCAGGGUAUAUCAAAACCUUGCCUGAUGAGGAGGAGGACGCUAACUACAAGAGGAGUAUCGCUAAUCUGGCAAAAAACGGGCAGCUUCCAAUGCGACAAGACGAUCAAAAGCGUGGUAUAGAGACUUUAGCCAGAAAUGGAGAUUACCACAUGAGGGGAGAUAUACAGAACGUCCUCAACAACCAGAUGAUGGGGAAGAGGACCCUGGGGAGUUUGGAGAAGAACUUCUAUCUACCUUACAACGGGAAGAGAUCAUUGAGUAGUUUGGCCAAGGCAGGGGAUCUGAGGUUUACGGAGAUGCCUCCCAAAAGGAACCUGGCUUCCCUAGUACGAGAUGGAUUGUAUCCAGGACCCCGCUUUGUGAGAAACUUUUACUAUCCCAACGAAGCUACUGAACAACCCGAAAAUCUGGCAGACAAAAGGAACCUCCAGGCUCUUAAAGCCCAAAGCAAACAGUUCAAAAGGUCAACCAAGGUUCGAACCAAAAGAGAAAUAGACUACGAAAACGAAGAAUACCCUUCACCCUACGACUACGACGAUUUGGUUCAGGAUCUGAAUUCACUGUAUCCUGUUUCAGAUAAGAGAUUCUUGGGGUCGGUAGCGAAAACUGGAUGGUUUCGACAAACCUCUAGCUAUCCGAAAAACAAUCCAGAAAAACGGCAUAUCGGAGCUUUGGCCAGAUUAGGUUGGCUUCCGGCCUUCAGGCAUACAAGGAGGUUCAAUAGAUCAGGGAGAUCGACAGGCUUAGAUGAACUUUGCAACAGGGAGACUACCUCAGAUGGGCAAACCGAAGUCGACAGUAGCACCAAAAACGAGCCGAUUCCACUAAACGAAAAAAGUACUUUUUACAUACCUAAUAACGACAAUUUCUUCUUCAGGAAAGUAUUCUUCCAUCCUAGAUCACAU